Schistosoma turkestanicum is the source of this 1794-nucleotide messenger RNA. NCBI's taxonomy places the organism in Eukaryota, Metazoa, Platyhelminthes, Trematoda, Strigeidida, Schistosomatidae. The record is from the annotation of a GenBank genome assembly.
AUGUCAACGAAAAUUGCACAAUCUCAUGCAUUUGUUGAACAUUUCAUUGAAAAGUCGAUACCUAUCUACAAUGAACUUGUCCCACCUCGACCAAUUCUUGUGAAUUCUGUCGUGUCUUCUACAAAUGCAAAUAUUGUGAAAUUAUUUUGGUUUGCACAAUAUCAAAAUAUAACUAGUACAAUGAAUCCAAUUGUAUUUAUAUUACAAGCAAGAAUAUGUAUUUGUAAAGUAUUCAAUGAAAGUUAUGCAUCAAAAUGGCAAACAUUAAUUAUGACUCAUGAGUUUGGAGUGAAUCUUGAGGCAUUUGAACCUGGACGUUUGUAUCAAUUUCGUAUUGCUGCCGUCAGUAUUCAUGAUCCAAUCAGACCAUCACCACCAGGACCACCCAGAAAUGUAACCGAUUCAAUGUGGAGGUUGUAUUCAUCUGGUAAGAUAAAUCUUCUACUAAGAUGGCAACCACCGGUACGAAGUGAUCUACCGUUAACUGAAUAUUUGAUAUCUUGGUCCAUUGAUCAUGGUUACUUAGAAACAGAUGGAGGAACCCUAGAAGCUCUUGUUCAGUUCACUCAAACAAUCAACGCGGAACGAACAGAGUGUAUUUUGCAUAAUUUGAAACCGGCAACCUCAUACAAAAUCCAAGUGAGAGCGAUCGCUCAUUGGCAUGGAUUCGGUAAUCUCGAAUCUCAACCAAAUACAAUAUUUCUUUCCACUCAAUCCAUUCAUCCAGCAUUUCAUCAACAAACUGUUAAUCCAAUACAAAUCUAUGCUACACCGAAUACAAUCAAAUUACCAACAGAAUUCGCGCUGAAAUCAAAAUCAUCAAUCUGUGAAUGUGGAAAUGGUCCACAACCUAUACUGCUGAAGAAAAUAUUCUACGAUAACCAUACAUUAAAGGCUGUACUACAAAUUAAUAUGACCAUAAAGAAGGAAAACACAACAAUAAUCGAAUGGUAUCCACAAGUGUGCAUUGAUUCAAAGAAUAUUCUAUGGAAUAUGUCACCUUCAACAAUCUUGUUAAAAUCUACACAUAGAAGAGUUGUAUUUGAAAACCUUCAUUUUAACUGUCGUUAUUGUGUACGGAUUCGUGUAUAUCCAACAAUUUUAGAUGAAACGUAUUUAAAUAUGAUAGAAUCAGUUGUUCAAGUUCAAAAUCAACAAUUGAAUCCAUUUACUUAUUAUGGAUGUUUUUGUACACUAUCUUGUUCAGAUAUUCUAACGAAAGAAGGUCAAGUACCAGAUAAUUGUAUCUUGUCAGCACCCGAACCACCCUCUCCACCAACGCAACUUCAAGCUAAUCACAUUGGUAGUUUAAAUUAUCGAAUAUCAUGGAUACAACCGAUGACGACGACUUCAGAUAGAAUAACACGACAAGUGGAAGAACAUUCAAGUCUCUCUGCUUCUGUCUAUAGAUUCAACAGAAAUUCAACCAAAUAUCGAAUUACGUGGGCACCGAGAAUUGACGAACCAGUAGAUGAAUCAAUGUACAAUGAUGAAAUCGGUUUCAGUCCAAUAAUGGAUUUGCAACAGAUUGAUGUCAGAGUGAUAGACGAGGAUCAAACAUGGAUUACAUUAAACCAACUGAAACCGAAUACAUUUUAUGUUGUACGUGUACAAACUUUGUUCAUUUCCCAUAACGGUAUGGAAAGAGAAAGUAAUCCGGCCUCAAUGUAUUUCACAACAACAACUUGUAAUAGACAAACAGAAAAUUCCUAUUCAAGAAAUAUCAUGGUUGAGCUGCGUAUGACAAUAAUUUAUUGUACAGAAUGGCGUAAAGUGGAAAUCAAGAAUUACUGA